AUGGAACAACAACAACGCAGAGACUACACAGCAUCUACGGGAUAUAUCAUAGGCAGAAUCAGCGAGUGGCAAGAGAGUACAAUUGAUUAUGAUCAAUCAACAAGUGUUGGAGUCUUGAAUGUGAAUGGUGUACAAGUGGGGCCAAAACGAGCAAAGGUUGGGCUCGGUUUCGGUUCUUUGAUGCCAGCAGAGCCAGUAUUCAUAUCUGCAGAGGAAGGCGCGCUGACAAAGAUGCGCGGGCUCACGGCGAACGGUCUGACAGGACUUGGACAAAAGAUGUUGCGUGGGUUCUGGGUAAAAAUUGGGCGGUCGAUAUCCAUCUCGUCGUCCUCGGGCGGAGUUGGCGGUCGUUCGACUGGGG
Molecule: messenger RNA, 361 nt
Organism: Acaulospora colombiana
Lineage: Eukaryota; Fungi; Glomeromycota; Glomeromycetes; Diversisporales; Acaulosporaceae
Source: the annotation of a GenBank genome assembly